AGACAGUGGGUGGAGAGAUGUUUCUCUGUUUAGCAGCGAGCAGGAUCUUCACGUGUCCAGUCUCCACACAAACUCUCUGACAGCACUCUGGAUCACACGGGAUCGCUCUUCAGUCAUCUGCUGAGGAGGACAGAACCAGAACCGUAGUCAGGCCAAUGAUGGAGCAGAGAUCGGACAGUCUGGUGUCGGCAGACUCUGAACUGGCGCAGUGUGAGAUGGAGGUCAACACUUUACUGAAGAACAUUUCUGACCUCAACAGGAAGAUGGACUCCCUACAAAUACCACGAGAAAGUCCGGUCGGGCUCAGUGGGUGCUCGAUGGUGGACGCUGGCACAGCAUCAGUGGAGUCCAAAACCAAGACUGUCUGCCGGGACUCAGAAGGGGGCGGUAGUGAGCAGUGGAACGAGCUGCAGAAGGUUCUCUCUGCUCUUGAGACGUCUAGUGGUCAGGGGAGGAAAAUGCUCUUCAGGCUGCAAACUCAAAAUGCUGAGACAAUCCAGGCAAAGCAUCUCUCUGCAGCCCGGGAGAGCUGGGUUCAGGCCACACAGGUGCUGGAGGAGAUGGAGAGGGAGUUGGGGUUCUCGUACCCCUCUGCUCUGCCCCAUGAUGAGAGACGUCAGUAUCAGCGGGAUGUUCUCUCACUCUACAAACACAACCAAGACCUCAACAAGUCACUGAAGAGCCAUCAGGAAGAGCUUGUGGGUGCUGAAAGAGCUCUGAUGUAUCUUGAGGAUGAGAAAAAGUGGCUACAGGAAAAGGUGGUGGACCUGAAGAGGAAAUGGCUGUAUGGAGCGAGUUGUUCUCCUUCUGUCAGUCCUUCAUUGUCCUCCAGUCGAACUUCAAGCCCUUGCUUUUCCUCUCCUCCAUAUCCUGGGUCCCCGCUGCUGUCCCGCAAACUUCCUAGCUCCAGACCGGACUCCCCUUCGUCUCUCUGCACCGUUGAUUCAGUGCUGCAGACUGAGAUCGAAAAACUGCAGAGGUGUCUAGAGCGUCUGAAAGCUAGGAAUGAGCGUCUAAAUGCCGCACUGCUCAGAAGGAAAGGAGAAUCGGAGCAGCUGAGCAUGAGUCUUAGCCGACAGGAGGCAGACAGCUCGGCUCUACACAUGGCUCUGGUGUACUGUGAGGAGUGUGAGGAGGCUUACGGUGAUCUGCUGUCCCUGUCUGAAGCCAGAAAACAACAGAACGCAGAAACAAUUAGCACACCCCAGUCUGAGCACUUGGACAAGGGCGAGUCAUCCUCCAGUCCACCAGAGGGCACUGCUGAGACCAAUCCAAACAGCUUGUCGGAGAAGGAGUUUGAGGACAGGUCUGGUGUACUUCUGCAAAGGAUCUCCAGGCUGAAGCAGGACAGGGCUGCUGUGUGUAUACCACGCCGGGGCGAAGCAGGAGAGGGCAUGAUCAGUCCUGACACUGGCACGCUCGCAGGGGUCAGAGGUCGCACCAGUUCACUUUCCAAAAACACCAAAGAAGAGAAAGCGGCUCUGCUGUAUGAGCUUGUGACAGUCAGGGAGGAGAUGUCAGAGAUGCGUGGGAAUCUGCGGCUCCUGGAGAAAGAGAGGCGGUGUUUGGACCUGGCGCUGAUGGUCCAGAGUGCCCAGGAUUCAGCUGGUGCUCUGAUCCUGGACAGUCUUCGGGGUGAGCUGGGGGACAGGAGAGCCACUCAACAGAGAAUUGCCGAAAAUUUGGCAAAGCUAGAAGGUGGAGGGGGAAUUCCUGGUCCUCGGAUUCACUCUAUCCUAAGAGAACUACAAGCAGCACUGCAAAGGGAACAGUCACUGAGAAAGAGAGUGACAGUUUUACGUGAGUCGCUGGACUCUGCGCUCACAGACAGCACUACUCAGAGAAGGAUCAACAGAGAGGAGAUUGAUCAUCUGUCCCGCUACUACAUUAAAAUUUCAAGCACCUACAGAAGUUCUCGAAAGAAGCAGCAGGAUCAGCUGUGGCAACUGGAGAAGCAAAUCACAGUCAUGAGUGAACGUCAUGCUAAAGAAGAGGCCGAGCUAAGUAAUACACUAGAAGCUAUGGAGUGGAAGAGAGAGGAGACAAUACUCUAGACAGUGCAGUCCUUCUUAAUAUAAUUUCAUUGACAAACAUUUCUGAAGGCUAAUGAUGAACAUUGAUUUUGAGUGAGAGGCUGGGUUUAGAAACACUGAGCAUAUAGAUCAGUGACCUACAAAAAUAAAUUGCAGCACCAGGAUGCACCAUUUGGUCAUAAGGUAAUUGGUUUGAUGGCUAUACUGACUCCUGUUGGUGUAGAUGCAGCAUCACACAACACAUUUUUUUAACCUACUGAUUGUACAGUAGGAAUACUCUUCAGAGACAUAUUUUUAACUGAACAUAUUAGUAAUUUUGACAGUUUCUCGCAGUGUACAUCAUGUAAGUUGACAAGUAGCCAAGACUGCAAGUAUAGCUAUUGGGAAAGGUCAGUUAUUCUAGGCCUUGAUAUUACUAAUAAAUCUCUAUAUCAUCAUGGAUGUAAAUCAUUUUACAAAUAUUUGCUUGUAAGUAUUAUUCCUUUCUAUUUGUACAGAUAUACUGUAUAUGCAUGUGAAAAAUUGCAUGCAAAUUUUGUUUAUCAUUUUAAACUUAUGUUUUUUUUUUACAUAAUGAAUUAAACAGUUACAAUUUUGAUGUAGUUUAAAACCUACUGUGAUCUGGUAGCUUGCUGUAUGAAAACAGGCAACAACAACAACAGGUGCACGUGCAUUAGAAAAACAUUGUAUCAGUUUUGUCCAUCUAACACAAUUCGCUAUCGCAUUGACAGAUAUCGCUAUACAAAUGCUGUAUAGCGGUAAAAGUUCCCCAAUCAUGCCAUUUUAAGGUGCCUAAUAUUGUUUGUGAGUGUCCUAUAAUAGGUUUACUUGCAUACAUGCAAGGUCAAAAACGUUUUAAUUUUUUUCAAAAUAUGUUUUAAUAUUAACUGAUUCUCCAAUGAUCCUCAAACGAUUUGUUCGAAGCAAUUCAAAGUUCUUUAAACCCUUCCUUUCUGUGAGACUACUGUGCUCUGAUUGGUCAUGGACCAUUCUGUUGUGAUAGGUCUAAAGCAUAUAACAUGUGUCAGAAAUGAUAUGCCCAUUGUUCCAUAUUUUGAAUGAUAGAAAAUAUAAAAAUCUAUUAUUUUUCAUAUUUACAGGUUGUAAUUCAGUGGAGUCAGCUGUUCUUUCAAGGGCAAUUCUGUGAAUCCUGCAUUGAACUCCCCGAGAUUAGAGAACCAGUUGCCAGUAAAAUAAACGGAAUGCAAAAAAAAAAAAAAA
Molecule: messenger RNA, 3254 nt
Organism: Carassius auratus (goldfish)
Lineage: Eukaryota; Metazoa; Chordata; Actinopteri; Cypriniformes; Cyprinidae
Product: Usher syndrome type-1C protein-binding protein 1-like
Exons: 14
Coding region: 156-2054 (632 amino acids)
Source: RefSeq, a predicted model, not a curated record